Molecule: messenger RNA, 2387 nt
Organism: Oncorhynchus keta (chum salmon)
Lineage: Eukaryota; Metazoa; Chordata; Actinopteri; Salmoniformes; Salmonidae
Product: P2Y purinoceptor 8-like
Exons: 3
Coding region: 364-1479 (371 amino acids)
Biological process (GO): positive regulation of Rho protein signal transduction; phospholipase C-activating G protein-coupled receptor signaling pathway
Cellular component (GO): membrane
Molecular function (GO): G protein-coupled receptor activity
Source: RefSeq, a predicted model, not a curated record
CAUAGGAACGCAGCCAUUUUAAAUGCACAUGGCUUGUGCCAUGUGUUUUCUUCUUACAAGAAUGAUAGACAUAGGAGGAAGCUGAAAUAUCUAUCUAUCUAUUGAUGUACAGUAAAUAUAACCCCUGUCUGAUUCCCAGUUCGUCCACUAGAUAGCAGUAGGUGAUCACAUGAUGUCUCUUGGCCACUUGAAACCAUUUGGAUUUUGGUUAGUGAGUCACUGUGCCAAAUGGCUAAAUGGAUUUUCAAACCUGACAUCUUAAAACGACCUUAGCAACCAGGGCUUUCAAGUUAUGGAGUAUAACUAAUUAAAAUAUGACACAGCCAGGUGAAGAAAUUUUCCCAUUCACUUUUCCUAUUGUAAAUGAUGAGCGAGAUCAACGGCACAUGUGGAGGACUCAUGCAAGGUUGUCUGUGUGAAGUCAUUGUUACCAUGGCAUGGAGUUCCAACAGCACCAAACUGGACAACACCACCUUGUCCCUGUUCCAGAACGUGACAGCCAGUACAGCAAUCUCCAUUGUCUACAUUGUGGUCACCAUCAUCAACCUGGUAGGAAACAGCCUUUCCAUGUGGCUCCUCCUCUUCCAUACCUCUCCCAAAACUCCCUCCAUCAUCUUCAUGAUCAACCUGACCCUGACUGACCUGACCUUGGGCCUCGUCCUGCCCUUCCAGAUCAUGUAUCAGAUGCAAGGGUAUAAUUGGAGCCUGGGCCCGGGCAUGUGCAGGCUCUUGACCCUGGUGUUCUUUGCCAACAUGUACUGCUCAAUUCUAACUAUGACCGCCAUCAGUGGAGACCGCUACCUGGGCAUCUGCCGGCCCAUGCUCUUCUGUGAGACCAGGGAAAGGAAGUCAUUAGCUGUGAUUGUCUGCUUCGCCAUGUGGACAGUCGUCCUAUUGGUCCUGUACCCACUCACUAAAACCGACCUGACGUUCCACGUUCCAGAACUCAGGAUUACCACCUGCUUCGACGUUCUGAAGAGGGACAUGCUUCCAUCCAUGGUGGCCUGGGCUGCCUUCCUCCUUGCACUGUUUGUCAUCCUCUUCCUCAUCCCGUUCUGCAUCACUGUUUUCUGCUACAUCAGCAUCAUCCGCAAGCUGGCCAGAGACUCCAAGACCAAACAGAAGGAUAAGGCUAUUGGUCUCGCGGUCACCGUCCUAACGGUCUUUACGCUCUGCUUCACUCCCAACAACAUCCUCCUCCUUGCUCACACCAUCCGGAGGCUCUUCUACGGGGACUCCCUUUACAUGGCCUACAAGCUGACUCUCUCCCUCAGUUGCUUCAACAGCUGCCUGGACCCCUUCAUCUACUACUUUGCCUCUAGAGAGUUCCGGAAGAAGUUGAGGCAGAUGCUAAGGCUGAGAACACAGAGCAGUCUGGACACGGGGAAGACAGACCUGCACAGAGAGAGCCUGUACUCCGCCCAGUAUGUGUCUGAGGGACAGGGUAGAGAGAACGGCAGAGUUAAACAACACUGUUAAAAAACAGAGAGAGGGCCUCCAGAGUGGUGCAGCGGUCCAAGGCACUGCAUUGCAGUGUUAGAGGCAUCAUUACAGACCCGGGUUCUGUCGCAGCCGGCCGUGCCCGGUAGACACAUGAGGUGGUGCACAAUUGGCCAAGUGUCGUCCAGGUUAGGGGAGGGUUUGGCCGGCCGGGAUGUCUUUGUCCCAUUACACUCUAGCGACUUGUGGUGGGCCAGGCGCAUGCACGUUCCUCUGACAGAUUGGUGCAGCUGGCUUCCGGGUUAAGCGAGCAGUGUGUCAAGAAACCGUGUGGCUUUGCAGGGUUGUGUUUCAGAGGACGAAUGAGUCUUGACCUCAACCUUUCCCGAGUCCGCAUGGGAGUUGCAGUAGGACUAGACUGUAACUACAAAUUGGGGAGAAAAGGGGGUAAAAAUUACAACAACAAAAACUGAGAAACAUUCCUGUUCAGAUAAUUUCACAGGAAUGUUUUUGUGUGCUGUAUAUAGAUCCAGUAACAAACCAGGCUAGAUGGUGCAUCAAAAAGUUAGUAAAAUAGGGUAAUUUAUUUUGUGAAGGACUGUUGCAACUUGCAUAAAGAUAUCAAUGAGAUGUGUGUGGCUAGGCUCCUUUUACUGCAAAUGUGAUCUCUGCCUCCUGCCAAUUCGGGCAGAUUCAUUGUUUCAUUGUGUGAAUUAUUAAACCUACCUACUGGGGUAAUUUCAACUAAAUGACAUUGAACCAAUGUGGAAUAGACAAUGAAUUGAUUUCUCUGCCCAGUGGGUACCUUUGUUAAAUGUUUAUCCAUUCCCCACUAAUUAUAUCACCAGUAAUGAAUUUAAUGUUAAUCUCCGUCAUCUAGAAUGUUAGGGUGUUUAAAUCACAAAAUUGUAUUCAUUCAUGAAAUAAAUAUUAAUUUACCAUUCUCA